This is a messenger RNA of Orussus abietinus, 667 nucleotides long. Its product is annotated as RNMT-activating mini protein. Gene Ontology annotation, biological process: RNA 5'-cap (guanine-N7)-methylation. Bases 264 to 569 code for a protein of 101 amino acids. Gene Ontology annotation, molecular function: RNA binding. NCBI's taxonomy places the organism in Eukaryota, Metazoa, Arthropoda, Insecta, Hymenoptera, Orussidae. The record is from RefSeq and is a predicted model, not a curated record. The transcript is spliced from 2 exons.
CGCGGCCGGAGAGGGCAGUAGGUUCGCGAGGUAUGCCAUCGGCGAAUAGCAGUGUCCAUACACGAAUAAAGUUUGCGCUCGCGAAGAUUUAACGAAGCAAAUUCACUGCGAAUGGGCAAACCAACCCGCACAAAAGAUGUACAAUAUUUAAUUUCGAUUAUGAUUUGAUAGCGUUACAAAAAGAUCACUCUGUAUAGUAUGUAACGGGUACGUAAUAUGUAGACUUGGAGUGAUUUAAAAGUUGUGUAAGCAUAGACAGCACAAUGGCAGAGACACAAACAGUAACUGGAAGUAACCAGGAUUUCAUAGCCGAAUGCGAGGAGGAAUUUGCACAUCGUUAUUCAGAAAAGGACAAAGACUUCAUGGCAAUUUACUCGGCAGAACCAAGAAAACCACCAAUUGUGGACCCAUGGUACAACAAGCCUCGCAGACCCGCAAGCGAAUGGAAUCGUCAAAAUCAAAAUCGCCGUAAUCACAAUUGGGAUCGACGGCAUCACGACAGGAGCGAAAGAAUAGAGCGAUACGCUGGCAAGCAUCAUAUGUACCACCGCAAUACCAAACCGUAUUAACGAGUAAUAUCUUAAAAAUAGGACGACCGUGUUAUGUGAUUCAUUUACAUAAUUUUGUCACUAAUAAAUUCGUAAUGAUUUAUAUUUGUACAUAAGUA